AAUAAGUAUAGACACUAUACAUGAACUGCUAGAAACCUCUACCUAAUUUAUUUUUUGCUGUCUGAUUUUUUUCUGUGGAUAAUUUAGAAAAUUGCUGCCCCCACUUUAAAAAAAAAAUGGUAAUUUCUCGAACUAAACUUAAUUUCCUUUCAUAUUCUUAUUAAUUUGGAUGGUCUCUGUUUAAAUUUAACUCACUUUUUUUUAGUUCAAGAAUAGUAUGCUUAAGUGUUGUAACAAUCUCUAGUGGAAUAUCUAAUUGUUUGCAGCAGUAUAUUUUCUUUAAUCUUGAAUCUAUUCCACUCUUUUUUUUGUUUUUAUAUUUUCAAAUCUUGAUUUUUUUAGCCGUAGACUUUUUUUUGGUUCGAUCACAUCCUUAAUAUUAGAAGCUAGCUACUUUUUCUUGAUUUUAAAGAGCAAGUUUAGCAAAAAUUUUAGUUGGGUUUUAGUUUCUUGAUUUGUUUGUUUAACAAGAAAGGGUUUAAUGGGUAAUGUUUUAGUUUCUUGAUUUUACUGUUAAAAAAAAUGGUUUCGAGGUCUUAUUCAAAUCUUUUGGAGCUGGCUUCCGGUGACUCACCAUCUUUUGGCCGGAUGAGCCGGCGGAUUCCGCGGAUUAUGACGGUGGCCGGAAUCAUUUCUGACUUAGAUGAUGACGGGGAGAGUGUAUGUUCUGACCCUUCAUCUUCUUGUGCUCAGAAAGAUAGGAUAAUUAUAGUAGCUAACCAGUUGCCAAUUAGAGCUCAAAGAAAAAUAGAUGGUAGUAAUAAUAGUAAAUCUUGGAUUUUUACUUGGGAUGAAAAUUCACUUUAUUUACAGUUAAAAGAUGGGUUAGGUGAUGAUGAUAUUGAGGUAAUUUAUGUUGGUUGUUUGAAGGAAGAGAUUCAUCCUAGUGAACAAGAUGAAGUUUCACAGAUUUUGUUGGAGAGUUUUAAAUGUGUGCCUACUUUUAUUCCUCCUGAUCUUUAUACUAGGUAUUAUCAUGGCUUUUGUAAGCAACAAUUGUGGCCUUUGUUUCAUUAUAUGUUGCCUUUGUCGCCGGAUCUCGGUGGUAGGUUUAAUAGAUCACUUUGGCAAGCUUAUGUUUCUGCAAAUAAGAUUUUCGCUGAUCGAAUUAUGGAGGUGAUUAACCCGGAAGACGAUUUUGUCUGGAUUCAUGAUUAUCAUCUUAUGGUGCUUCCUACUUUUCUCAGGAAGAGGUUUAAUAGGGUUAAACUAGGGUUUUUCCUUCAUAGUCCGUUCCCUUCGUCGGAGAUUUAUAAGACAUUGCCGAUUAGGGAUGAGCUUCUUCGUGCGUUGUUGAAUUCGGAUUUGAUCGGGUUUCAUACUUUUGAUUAUGCGAGGCAUUUUCUUUCUUGUUGUAGUAGGAUGCUUGGUCUUACUUAUGAGUCUAAGAGAGGGUACAUAGGGCUCGAGUAUUGUGGUAGGACUGUAAGCAUUAAGAUUCUUCCGGUUGGUAUACAUAUGGGUCAGCUUCAGUCGGUGUUGAGGCUUCCGGAGACUGAAGCGAAGGUUAAGGAGCUGAUUAAACAGUUCUGUGAUAAGGGUAAGAAAAUGUUGCUUGGAGUGGACGACAUGGAUAUAUUUAAGGGUAUAAGUUUGAAGCUGCUGGCUAUGGAACAGUUGCUUCUGCAGCAUCCGGAGUGGCGAGAAAAAGUUGUGUUGGUACAGAUAGCAAAUCCUGCGAGGGGUAGAGGAAAAGAUGUAAAAGAAGUCCAGACUGAGACUUACUCCACUGUGAAACGGAUUAAUGAGACAUUUGGAGUGCCUGGGUAUGAUCCUGUAGUCUUGAUUGAUGCACCGCUGAAGUUUUAUGAAAAAGUGGCGUAUUAUGUUGUUGCCGAGUGCUGUUUGGUGACUGCUGUAAGAGAUGGAAUGAAUCUUAUACCUUAUGAGUACGUAAUUAGUCGUCAAGGAAAUGAGCAGUUGGAUAAGGUGCUGGGAUUAGAACCCUCGGCACUGAAGAAGAGUAUGUUGGUUAUCUCUGAGUUUAUUGGUUGCUCUCCCUCAUUGAGUGGAGCAAUUCGAGUAAACCCAUGGAAUAUUGACGCUGUAGCUGACGCAAUGGAUUAUGCAUUGGAGAUGGCUGAGCCGGAGAAACAACUCCGACAUGACAAGCAUUAUAAAUAUGUCAGUACUCAUGAUGUUGGAUAUUGGGCACGUAGUUUUCUACAGGAUUUGGAGAGGACAUGCCGUGAUCAUUCGAGGAGAAGAUGCUGGGGUAUCGGAUUUGGUUUAAGCUUCCGAGUAAUAGCACUUGAUCCAAACUUUAGGAAGCUCUCAAUGGACCACAUUGUGUCGGCAUACAAGAGGACCACAACUAGGGCAAUUCUUCUGGACUAUGACGGUACUCUAAUGCCUCAGGCUUCAAUUGAUAAGAGCCCGACUCCUAAGUCAGUUGGCAUCAUAAAUAGUUUGUGCAGAGAUGAGAACAACAUGGUUUUCAUUGUUAGUGCCAGAAGCCGCAAGACACUCACGGAAUGGUUUUCGCAAUGCGAGAAGCUAGGAUUAGCUGCAGAGCACGGGUGCUUCAUGAGGCUAACACGAGAUGAGGAAUGGGAAACAUGUGUUCCUGCAACAAACACUGCGUGGAAGCAGAUAGCAGAGCCGGUGAUGCAGCUUUAUACUGAAACAACUGAUGGGUCGACUAUCGAGGAUAAAGAAACUUCACUGGUGUGGAGUUACGAGGAUGCAGAUCCAGACUUUGGUUCAUGCCAAGCUAAAGAACUUCUUGACCAUCUUGAAAGUGUCUUGGCAAAUGAACCUGUUACGGUCAAGAGUGGACAAAACAUAGUCGAGGUUAAACCUCAGGGGGUAAGCAAGGGACUCGUGGCCAAACGUCUACUUUCGACCAUGCAAGAAAGGGGUAUGUUACCAGAUUUUGUUUUGUGCAUUGGAGAUGACCGGUCUGACGAAGAUAUGUUUGAGGUAAUUACCAGUUCAGUGGCAAGCUCAUCAAUUUCUCCCAACGCAGAAGUAUUUGCAUGUACUGUUGGUAAGAAACCCAGCAAGGCUAAAUAUUAUCUGGAUGAUACAGCAGAAAUAGUUAGGUUGAUGCAUGGUUUGGCUUCGGUUUCAGAUCAAGCCAUUACCGCUUAAGUUUAUGAGUUAAACACGUACUUGUUUUUUUUUUUGGGCAAAUGUAAGCAUGUAGGUUGAGAGGUGUAAUCCGCAUAGCUUCUCUUUAUUUUGCUGCUUUUCUUUCAUGUGUAAAUUAACAAUGGUACUUAAGAGAAGCGGCAAAAGUAGAAACUCUUUUGUGUUCGAUCUCUUCCUAGUGAAGUUGUAAAUAGACGUUUUUGCAAUGAAUCCGAGCUUGAUGAA
Messenger RNA from Mercurialis annua (annual mercury), 3318 nucleotides. Its product is annotated as alpha,alpha-trehalose-phosphate synthase [UDP-forming] 6. The transcript has 3 exons. NCBI's taxonomy places the organism in Eukaryota, Viridiplantae, Streptophyta, Magnoliopsida, Malpighiales, Euphorbiaceae. Gene Ontology annotation, biological process: trehalose biosynthetic process. The record is from RefSeq and is a predicted model, not a curated record. The coding region runs from base 523 to 3093 and encodes 856 amino acids. Gene Ontology annotation, molecular function: catalytic activity. Gene Ontology annotation, cellular component: cytosol.